GCACCUCGACGCGGGCGCCGGAGAUGCAGGCGGCCGUCGCCUUCAGCCAGGCAUCCUCUCUCGCCCGCCCGUUCCGGCGGCUCGCGAGGCCCUACCACGCCGGCGGGGCGGGUGAUGGUGCGGUGGUACGGGGAGGCGUGUCCCUCCCGCGGCUGCGGCGUGCCUGGUGCUCUGCGAGCCUCUCCGUAGGCGCCGGUGGUGGCUACGGCAGUGAGCAUGCUCCGGUAUUCCCAAGACAGAAAACAUGGGAUCCCUACAAGCUUCUUGGUGUUGAUCGUGAUGCAACUGAAGAAGAAAUCAAUAGUGCAAGAAACUUUCUUCUUCAACAGUACGCUGGGUAUGAAGAAAGCGAAGAGGCAAUUGAAGGUGCCUAUGAUAAAAUAAUGAUGAAAAGCUACUCACACCGUAAGAAAUCCAAAAUCAACCUGAAAAGCAAACUUAAAAAGCAAGUGGAAGAGUCCCCAUCAUGGGUUAAGACACUGCUUGGAUAUUUUGAGGUGCCAGCGAUGGAUGUUGUGUCCAGGAGAUUGGCUUUUUUUGGCUUUCUUGCUGGGUGGAGCAUUGGAACUUCUGCUGGGACUGGACCUACCUUCCAGCUUGCACUGUCACUAGUUUCAUGCAUAUACUUCCUCAAUGACAAGAUGAAAAACCUAGUCAGGGCAUCUGCGACAGGGCUUGGAGUCUUUGUGAGUGGCUGGAUAGUAGGUUCUCUGCUCGUUCCAGUGAUCCCGACAUUUAUUGUCCCGCCUACUUGGUGUCCGGAGCUCCUGACUUCGCUGGUUGCUUAUGCGUUUUUGUUCCUGGGAUGCACUUUCCUCAAGUGAAAUAACUGAAACAGCGUACCAACUAGAAACUGUUGUGGUUUCUACAAAAUCAUCUCUUACUGGCAUCUCAAUGGCAAGUCCAAAGUUCCGGAGUAGCAAGUCAUUCACCUUUUUGAUCUGGGAGUAUGUGAUGACAGCCCUAUCCACAAACUGAACCUCACCCCAGGAUUGUUCAGAUCCCUAGAAUUUUUUUCCUCUCAUUUUCUGUUAUUAUGUGUAGAGCAGUGAUCGUUGUUCUACCCACGGCAAGCCUGUUAUUGUGUGUCACUGAAGUGUUGAGGCAUGGUAUUGUAUACAUGUACAUGACUGCCAACUAGUGCAAAUGAAUCGGUGUUGUACCAA
Molecule: messenger RNA, 1166 nt
Organism: Lolium rigidum
Lineage: Eukaryota; Viridiplantae; Streptophyta; Magnoliopsida; Poales; Poaceae
Product: protein CHAPERONE-LIKE PROTEIN OF POR1, chloroplastic-like
Exons: 5
Coding region: 24-824 (266 amino acids)
Cellular component (GO): chloroplast membrane
Source: RefSeq, a predicted model, not a curated record